AUGCUGAGCCCCCGCCGCCUCUGCAGAGGUCAGCCCGCCGCGCACCCAACGCCGCCGGCCGGGGAGGAGGCGCGGGGCCGGCGCGGGGCAGGGGACACGGCGCUCCCGGGGUCCUCGGCCGCCCGGCCCGCGCGCUCGCCGCGCCCGCCGCGCUCCGCUCCGCCCUCGGCUCUGCCUCCCGCCCUGCGCGCGGCGCAGCUCCGGCCCCCUCCCCCCGCGGCCUCCCCCGCGCCCGCCUCCCGGGAGGGACCUCGCCGCCCGCGGCCGCUCGCCCCCGCGACGCCGGCCGGACCCCUCCCCGGGGGCCGCAGGGCCCGCUCGCCCCCAUCUGGCCAGUGCCGGCCCUGGCUGCCUGCCCGGCGCCCCUGGACCAAGGGCCGCGUCCCGUCCCGACCCGCCGGGGCGAUCCCGGAGAGGCCCCGGGCUUCCUUCCGCUCUCCUCCUCCCCACUUCUCAGCUGGAGGCCCCUCCUCCCCGCCCUCCCGGGGUCGCCGGGUGAGGGGCUGCGGGCAGGCUGGUCAGCACCCAGCCUCCUACGGCAAGAGGCUGCCUUUAGUGGAGGGGCCGCAGGGUCGCUGCCAGGGAGGUCACUCCGGAGCCAUGGCCACAUGGCGCAAGGAUGGGGCCCAACAAAGGCUAAAGGAUCCCCCACUGCGGGGGCAGGGCCAGCCUCAGCCCCAGCUCUCCUCAGGGGUGGGCCACGAAGCUCAGAGGCCCAGAUUGGGACCCCUGACGUGGCUGCCCCAUGUCGCUGGGUGCGGGGGAGGGGUCACUGGGCCAGCCCAUCGUCCACAGGCCGGGGACAGCACUGCCCACAGAGGAGUCCCCACACUUCCCCACGGGGGCCCUGAGAUUUUCCAUGGCUGCGGAAACCAGGAGGGGUCACCAGGCAUGAGCGGGUCCCCACCCAGGGAGCAGGUGCCACAUUCCUCCAGAGUCCCAGUGGACAGGAGGCCCUCGGGGUGGUGCUAG
Molecule: messenger RNA, 972 nt
Organism: Balaenoptera ricei (Rice's whale)
Lineage: Eukaryota; Metazoa; Chordata; Mammalia; Artiodactyla; Balaenopteridae
Product: proline-rich protein HaeIII subfamily 1-like
Exons: 1
Coding region: 1-972 (323 amino acids)
Source: RefSeq, a predicted model, not a curated record